Messenger RNA from Anguilla anguilla (European eel), 2401 nucleotides. RefSeq names its product serine and arginine rich splicing factor 5a (gene srsf5a). The transcript has 8 exons. Gene Ontology annotation, molecular function: mRNA binding. Gene Ontology annotation, cellular component: nucleus; ribonucleoprotein complex; cytoplasm. The coding region runs from base 131 to 1003 and encodes 290 amino acids. The record is from RefSeq and is a predicted model, not a curated record. NCBI's taxonomy places the organism in Eukaryota, Metazoa, Chordata, Actinopteri, Anguilliformes, Anguillidae.
AGGAUAAAACAGCAUGCAUUUCCCUACUCCACAUUUCCGGUUUUAAGCAAGCCUCGCUGCUGUGGUCGCCAUUUUCCAGCAGACGUCUAACAAGAAGCAGGUCGUGCUUUUCUUCAGCAAGAAAGAAACCAUGAGUGGAUGCCGGGUUUUCAUCGGUCGCCUGAGCCCCCAUGCUCGCGAGAGGGAUGUGGAGAAAUUCUUCAAGGGAUAUGGACGGAUUCGGGAGAUAAACCUGAAAAACGGGUUUGGUUUCGUGGAGUUUGAUGACCAUAGGGAUGCCGACGAUGCGGUUUAUGAGCUGAACGGCAAGGAGCUCUGCAGUGAAAGGGUGACUAUUGAGCAUGCUCGCUCACGUAGAGGAAGGGGUGGUGGACCUGGAGGAGCCGGCGGCGGUGGUGGUGGUGGACGAUUCUCUCCUCGUUUCAGUGGCUACCGCCAGUCUCGCAGUGGAAGUUCCAGAUAUGGCCCACCUGUACGCACAGAACACAGAAUCAUUGUGGAAAAUCUGUCGUCCCGGAUCAGCUGGCAGGAUCUGAAAGAUCUGAUGAGGAAAGUUGGCGAGGUCACUUUUGUGGACGCCCACAGAACCAACAAGAACGAAGGGGUGGUUGAGUUUGCAUCCCACGGGGACGUGAAGAAUGCUAUUGAUAAACUGGAUGGGACCGAACUGAAUGGACGCAAGCUGAAGUUGUUUGAAGAUCGCAAGAGGAACCGCAGCAGGAGCCGCUCCCGGUCCCGCAGCUAUUCCCGCUCCCGCAGCCGCUCCCGCUCCCGGUCCCGCUCCAAGUCCCUGAGCCGCAGCCGCAGCCGCAACAACUCCAGGAGCCGGUCCCGCUCCGUGAGCCGAACCCCGGAGAAAAAGGUCCCCGGCAGGCCCGCCCCGCGCUCGCCGUCCCGCUCCCCGUCCCGCUCUAGGUCCCGGUCCCGUUCCCCGACCCCGCCCCCCCAGAGGAAGCAGUCCCAGUCCCGCUCCCGCUCCCCCUCUGCUGAGAGUCAGCACUGAGGGCGGGCUUAAAAGAAAAGAGGCGGAGUCACGACUGCCAUGACCACUGAUGUGGGUGUGGCCGCCAGCGUAGGGCUCGAGACAACCUUGCUGCCAUUGGUUGUUUGAAGACUGUUGGGGUGGGAUGCUCAGAGAAAUCUGAGAACCUUUUAAAACUAUUCCUUUUGCCUCUGCUGGCAUGUAAUUGCGCCAGCUACAGUCCAGAACUGUUUUCUAUCCCUGCAGUUAGAUUUAGCUUUUUGUUCUUUUGUAUGCCUGGAUUGGGGGAUUCUUCAUUUUAAAAAAAAAAAAAGGAAAAAAAAGAAAAUGAAGUAGCCCAUUUUCCCCUGGGCUUCUAUUAAUUUUUAUUAAGAAAAACGUAAGCUUUUUAUUGAACUCACUGAAACGUAUACAGUGUCCAGAUGUCUUGUUAAUGCAGCUUUCCAUGUUGGUGAUAGUUUGAUCGUAAUCAAAUUUAGUUUCAAGCGUAGAGGCAGGGGAGAGUGACCGGAAAAACGGUCGCUUUCCCAGACUGUCGGACUGAUGUGGAUCCUGUGUAUGCGACUAGUAUUCUCUGGCCAUAAUCUCACAAGUGUUGACUCCUCCCCCUAGUUUCUGCCCAUUUUUUUUUUUUUUUUUAAAAAGGGUGUUUAUUUUGUCAUGGCUUUCAUUGUUCCAGAGUACAGAGAGCCUUGGCAACAAAAGCACAUGACUAUUUAAUAUUUAAUGGCUGAUUUGCAGACCGAGCUCUACUGCUUGGUCAUUGUUUUUUUUGUUUUGUUUUUCUCCCCUCUUCCUCUGGAAGCAUAAAUAUGUUAGAGAAUGAGAGCGAAUAGGGCAAAGUGAGAUGGGCGAUUAUGCACUUGAUUAAUCUUUAAAGUGGGUGCGUGUACAUAGUGUUCUGUUUAGUCCCUCACCUCAACUUUUUGUGUGCUGUUUUACACACACAGAGGUCUAGGACAUGGUUGUAAUGUGCAUGUGGUUCCAGUUUUGUUUGUUGAUUUUUUUCUGAAUUUUUUUAUUUGGAGAUGGACUUGUUUGCAGAUUCUGACCUGGUUUGGUGCAAGGAGUGCAACAUGCUUCUGUGCCCUGUAGUCGCAGCAGGGGGUGGGGGGGGGGGGCACUCGUGGCCCAUGUUUAGGACCCGUUUGGUGGCCCGAGCAGAGUUCUACGCCGUUUCCACAGCCUGGCAACGACUGCCCCCCACCCCCCACCCCCACCCCUGCACCAAAGCAAGAAUGCCAUCUGCGCUGUCCUCUCCCGUGCAGCUCGGUUUCAGGAACAGUCCGUCUGUGUUUACGGAGACGCUCGACUGGGGGAGCCUUGCGAGUGUGGGUAACGGCGAGUGAAAUGUCAGAUGUUAAAACUGUCGAUUGUGGAGGCGAUUUGCUACAGAAAAUUAAAACUGAUCCUACAGAA